AUGGGGCUUUCCAAAGACCCUCCAGAGAAGAAAGAUGAAGCAGUAUAUCUGCGAAAGAAGAUCACGUUACUCAGAGCCAUCUCUCUGACGAUUGGAACCAUAAUUGGAAGUGGAAUCUUCAUCUCACCAAAAGGGGUUCUUAAACAUUCUGGCAGUGUGGGCCUCUCACUUAUUGUAUGGGUGGCCUGUGGCAUCCUUUCUAUGUUUGGUGAGUAUAUUCAGAAAAAUUACUUACGUAAUUAAGUUAAAUAAGUUGAUGUGCCUUUCAGAGGAGUUCUUGUGCUGCUAGCAAUGAAAGAGCUUUUGUGCUGCUAGCGAUAAAGAAUUGAAAAAAAUGCAUUAUUUAAAAUCCACAUGUUCUUUAGUACAUUUUUCUCUCCUAUUCAGAUAACUGAAUGAGAUGUUACAGCCUUUUCAUGUAGGAUAGAUGUGUACAGGGAGGACACAUUGUAUGGCACUAGUACAUAUUGAUCCAUGACAGUUUCAAUUAUUUAAUGCCAAGUCAGUAAUCACCAGAACUUAAUGAUUACUACUUCUAUAAAUAGUACAAAUGAGGCUUCCAAAAGUUGUAAUGUUUAUUUUUGAAUAGAUGCUAAGUAACAGCAGGUUUGCAAAAUAAAAUGCAAAAAUUACCACACGAUCAAAACUCUCAUUUGUCUAGACAUAAAGAGGAAAAAAAUGAAUGCAAACAUUCAAUAUAUUCUAUACUUAUAGUUAGAAAAAAUAAAACAAAUCAAAAUUUCAUUUGUAGUAUGGAAAGAGCCACUAGAUGCCAAUGUUAGUGUCCUCCAUUUAAGACGCUUUUAGUAGCACUUAGUUACAACAUUGGAAACAAACCUUAAGUGGAGGAUGUUAUCAGUGGAGGCCAACUUGAGCAGUACACAGCCAUUAAGUGCAGGAGGGACCAAGAAAGUCUGUCUAUAUUUUUAGCCUCAAACAUAUGUGGGCUGUUGGUAUUAACCAUGGUUAAUAACUGCUUUUUAAUGAUAAGCAUGGAUAUGACCCACUUUAUAUAAAUAAGCGUGGUUACUUUCUGGCCAGAAUAUCACAAAGGUAUUGUUUCUUUGUUUUCUAAGUGUGUUACUGGAAAUAAAUACCACAUUACAGAAAAUCUUAGAUAUGUGUCUAAUUCUGUAAAAACCCAAAUGAAUUGUUGCUGUUUUUUUUUUAAUUUGCUGGACAAACAGCUGUUUUUAGAUCAAUUAUUCUGUGGCUGCCAAAUUUCUUGUAACAGAAACCUCUGGGAUUUUUGCCUAACUCAAUAGCUAAGGGCAAGUUAUGAGGUGUGACAUGUUUGAUUUUGCUUUUGUUUUUAAAGUGGAACUAUCACUGUCUGGGAAUAUUGCAUCAUUUGCAAAGACCCCCAAAAAUGACAUCGCUGUUGGGGGUCUGGUGGCUGAGGGGGGCAUGCAAAGUUUUACUUAAAAGGAUAUUUCAUAUUUUUCUCCAUUAUAAACUUGAUGUCUCGGAACACUUCAAUGAUAUUUACAGCGGAGAGAGAAAUAGAACAGCCACCAACCUUUUUUUUUUAAAAACUUUUUUGAGCUGUGUUAAUGUAAUAGAUGUCCAUCCAUCUGAUGUUCAAGUAAGUUUUCAAACUUUUAAGCAAGCCUAAGCAUAAUAAGUUCACCUGUUAUAUUUAAAGGAACACUACAGGGACAGGAACACAAUCAUGUAAUCCUGACCCUAUAGUGUUAAAACUGCCAAUAGUGAACACUUUGUUGAGGAAAGUACAGGUUUAUAUACACAGACCCCCAGCAUGGAAUCUGACAAUGUAGUAAUCCUGCCCAGGCAAAUCGUUUAAUUGAAUGAAUGCCCAUCACAGAGGCGCUAAUACAGUUAUCACAGGAAAAACCUGCCAAAAUUAACACUGGCAGGUAAAACACAUAGGAGAGGGAGGAGAGGAAAAAGGCCUAACACAAAUGCAGUCACAUUAAAAAAAUUGAGAACCCCCACACAUAUAAUAUCCCUAGAUAGCUCAUCCCCAAGCGCCCAAUCUGUGCAAAUAGCAUCUUGAUCCCAAGUCUGCACUGGAAACCCCUCUUAGCCAAGGCCAAGUUUUGACAGGUUUAGAGGAUGAAAACCGUUCCACGUGGCUGGCCUAAUAAAUAGCGCUGGAUCUCAGCAGUGGGCAUGCCAGCUGCAUGGCGGGGAAAUCCUAUGGUGUGAUUGUACAUGCAUGUAUUUAACUAUCCAUUUUUACAUUGGGGUUUAUCUUAAAAACAGCUUGCAAAAGCUGCAGAUAUCUUGUCUCACACCAAGAAAAGCUCUCAUUUUCUUCCCUAGCUCAGACUUUAUGUGGCUGUCCAAUAACAGACUUCCAAAUGCAGCUCAGUGAGAAUUCUUUGCAAAGCAGGGGCGCUAGGUAAUUGCCUACCUCUUGAGAUUAGCCCCACUGAGCUACACAAGCUGGCAGUCAUGCAUAGCCCCAUUGUGGCUUCCGAAGCAUCUGAUUACCAAUUAUAGCCAUCAUAUUCCCGUUGCCAUAUGGCAACAUUGUAGGCACAUGGGACUCUAGGUGGGUGCUGUAAUGGAAUCUUCCAUUACCUUAUUAUGAAGCGAAGGUGAUUUUUUUUUUGUUCUCUCAGACACUAAUUAUUAACUCCUGGUUUAUGAAUAUUUGUAGGUGCUUUGUCAUAUGCUGAUAUUGGCACCACUAUCAAAAAGUCUGGAGGACAUUACAUCUAUUUGCUGGAGACUCUGGGUCCUGUGCCUGCAUUCUUGCGGCUAUGGGCAGAAUUUGUCAUGAUUCGGUAAAUAUUUCUCAAAUUACCAAAUGUUUACAAAGUGGUUUUUUUUUCUAUUUACACAAAGCAAAGUGCAAUCCUAUCUGUGCAACCACUUUUGUUCAGAAAUGUUUAUGGUUUAGAAUUUGCAAAAUCGUUGUAUAUUGUAUUUAUGAUCUAUCUUUUUUUUAAAAGUGGAAUGCGAAUGAUGCUAAUGUACCCUUUUUUUGUAUUUCCAGGCCAGCAAACAUAGCGGUUGGCUGUUUAGCAUUUGGGCGCUAUUUAAUAGAGCCCUUUUUUGCUCCUUGUCAUGCACCUUCUGUGACUGUCAAACUGAUUAGUGUCAUUUGUAUCAGUAAGUAACUCAAAACUAUUAUUUCUUGGCGCAAUGUAGGGAAACUUGUCAGAUUUGGUAAACAUAUUCUAAACUGCUAGUGUAAAGAAACGUAUAAUUUUUAUAAAAUGAAUUUGUCUGAACAAGGUAAUGAGUUAUAAAAGUAAGUAAAAGUAAACCAAGUUAUUACACAACAUUAAUCUACCACAAGGUAAUAAUUAUGCAAAUAAAAUCUCUUCUUACUUCAGCAUUUAUCAUUGCCCUGAACUGUUGGAGUGUCAGCUGGUCAGCAAAUGUGCAGAUGUUAUUUACAGUACUGAAGUUGGUUGCAGUUGGGUUGAUAAUAGUCCCUGGGAUCAUCGCUCUAGGGAAUGGUAAGGAACAAAACUGGAUGUUAAAAGAAGUGAAUAUGUUAUACAUUAUGUUAUUUUCCAAGGGCAAGAAAAUUACAAAUAUUUUCUCAUCAAGCAUUGCAUUUUGUGGGGUAUAAAAAUUGGCAUUGCACUGAAAACAUCUUAUUGUUACAUUACUGAAGUGUAGUACAUCGCAAGGGGAUUGUGUUUAUUUGGGCACAGUCCUCUAUUCAAUUUGGCCAACUGCUUUAUUAGAAAGCUUAGCCAGGCUAUUUAUUUUUUGUUUAAAAUGGUCCUUCAGAGGCAUUUCCUAUCUUACAACCAUGAGGGUUAACUCUACCUCUAGUGGCCGUCUGCUAGGUGACAUUAAGCUGUAGUUGUUCAGGUGACUAUAGUGUCCCUUUAAAAGUUAGGGUUAUUGUCAACAUUUACAGACUUCCAGCUGUUUGCAAUGAUCAAAUCAAAUAAAAACAAUUGAAAGAGCUCCACAAAAAAGAAUGCUUCAAGUGGUUUCUCCAAAUUCAACUGAAAAGCUUAUAUUGACUUCUCCAGGCUUUAUUAUAUGCUCGUAUGCAUAUAUAUAGCUGGGUGAAGGGGUGACAGUGUGUGCAGGCUGAAAGUAAUUGGGGAUAUUGUAUGGAAGUGGUGUCAGUGUGAAUGGGGAUGAUAGAGUGUGUGUGUGGGAGGGUGACAGGGUGCGUGGAUGGGGGGAAUGACAGGGUGUGUGUGUGGAGAGGUGACAGGGUGUGUGAGGGGGCUGUGACGUUGCGGGGAGAUGGUGUGGGUAGGGGGGCUGUGAGAGGGUAGGGGGGUUGUGAGAGAGUAGGUGCUGUGAGAGGGUAGGGGGUUAGUGAAGUGGUAGGGACACACACACACACUUUUUUUUUAAAUCCACCUAGCUCUUUCUUUACCUGGGGUCCAGUGGGGCUGCUGUGGUCCAGGCGGGCGGCGAGGGAGCGCUGAUCUGUGAGCUCUCCCUGCUCAGCUCCCUCGUGCACCGCAGAGUGAAGCAGGGGGCCAGAAUAUGACUCUGCGGCGCGCGAGGGAGCUGAGCAGGGAGAGCUCAAAGAUCAGCGCUCCCUCGCUGCCAGUGAGGCUAACAAGGCAAAUGCCUUGUUUGCCUCGCAGGCAAACAAGUCCUGGAGGACCAAUAAUGGGAACGGUGUUCCUGUCGUGGAAAAAGUGCAGGAACGACGUUCCCACGAGUUCCUGCAGGACUCGAGCCCUGGGCAAAGCCCAAAACAGUUCCAGAGGAAAAGUGAUCUUGGCCAGUUAAACUUCGGGAGCUCCUGUGGUCAAACGAAAGGGCGCUUCCCAUGGUUCUCUGGUAGCGAUUGUUCUCAAGAGCCUGUAGUACCUUCCCUCCAAAUAGCACCCUCCUGGCAGGUUGGCAAGUGGACAAAACAAGGUAAUAAGUGACUGGCACCCACAUGGUCCAGUGGCCAUAUAGAGUUCCACAGGGUUUGCGGCUAACUACCGCUGGGGUUGUUCGGUGGACAAAAUGGCCACCAUCUGCCAGGGAGCAUGCGUUCGGUAGUACGUUUGGUAGUAGAGAAGGUACCGAACCAGGGGGAAUGAGAAUAAAUCUUUAGAGAACAGUAAGGUAAUGUCGUACCGCAUUCAGGACAGUCGUUUUGUCUCUGGGCCUCUGGAUUCAGGUGAGCAAGUCAAGGUGUCGAGGAUGGUGGCAUGGCUGGUUUCGAAAAAUUAAACACCCCUUCUAUUUCCACCGCCUUCACCUGUUUGGGUGGUAGUAGUGACAGCAGGAGUCUUCAUACCAAAUGCGGUAGAUCUGCAUCAGGUGUCUCCUCGGGUAACCCCCUGAACUUGAGAUUUAAUCUUUGGCUUUGAUCCUCAAUUGCAGCGAACAUUAGUUCUGUUUUGGUUUGCUGCUUAUUGCAGCUUGUGUAUUGCUUGUUGCAUUAGCGCUGGCGCAUUUUGGCGGGUGUCUUACCAUCUGGCCUGUCAGGCCUCGCAGGUUGUGGCAGACCCUGUCCUGGUACCUGUAUCUUUUCCCCAAAAGAGCUGUUUACUACCCCCGAUUCAGUACCUUCCCUUCUCCCAAACAUUUACUGCCAAAAGCGCCUCACACUGGCGGUCAUUUGGCUACAAAACUCCAGCGGGACUUGGCCACAAACCCUCUGUAACCCGAACACGCCCACUGCACCUCGUGGGUUCCCAGUCACCUUAAUCCAUGGUUUUACUCCACUUGUUAACCUGUCAGGAGAGUGCUAAUUGGUGGGAAGGUUCUACAGACUAAUUUGAACGAACCCUUUCACUGGACCGCAGGAACUUCCACUAUUUGAACGACCCUAGCCAUAAUUACGUUUGAACUAUUUUGGGCUUGGUCCUCAUAUGCGGCCUGUCAAAACUUUAUCCCGGUCGUGAUUGGACAAUUCUUCAUGGAUCCGGGCGCUAUAUUGCCAACAUGGGCGCUCGAACCAGAGCUAUCCAGGGAUGCAUAAUAUGUGGGAUUCCUGUGUGUUUUUAUUAUGUUUUUCAGUUAUGUUUGUGUUUGGCACUCUGUAUCCGGGAGAUACUUGGUUUAGCGAUCAACAACUCCAUUAUCCCUCAGACACAGAGGCGCCUGGGCGGGCACUGUAUGUACUGAAUAGAGAUCCCAUGCUGGGGGUCUAUGCAUAAAAGGCUUCAUUCGGCUCAAUAAAAACAGUUGUACUCCCAGAAUUAUGUGUCGUCUAGUUACAGGGGGUAGAGAGCUAUUCACUAAAGAGUGCUUCUUCAAGCUUUGAGGAUAUUUGGCAGAUAUACCCAGUCAGAGUAUUGCAGCUUUGUUACACAGGUCUUGACGUAUUUGGACCAUAUUGGCUUGUAUCAUAUGCUGGAGGCCCACUUGCAAUUGCUUUAAGACCGCCGCCAUGACUGGGAACAAGUCAGUUAGAGAAGGAGUUGGCCUGGGGGCUGAUAGUGCAGGUAAAUGUUUCUCUGCCACCCAUAUCAAGAAAUCAUCAGAGAUAUCAGAGUUGUUUUCAGUGAAGGUGACCAUCUUGGGAUCCAUGGCGCUAUGAGCCUGUCACCAGACAUCUCUUAUGUUCAUACUCCUUGGCUUAUCAGACUGCGGCUUCUUGGUCUUUUGAUCCAUGGUGUUGUUGCCUGCCUGGGCAUCCAUUUGGGGUACCCAUGGCAAUAGUUGGAGCCUCGAAAAUUAGAUUGGCCUUUUGGUGCAGAGAAGUGAGAGCAUGCUGUUAUUUCAGUUCAGCUGCUUUAAAAAAAAAAUGGGGUUGAAUAAUUUUGAUUACAACUAUACAUAAAAAGUGCUGGUAUGAGAUCUGAAUGCAAAAAAAAUGUGAGGGGAAGUUACAUCAAUGGAGGAGGAUCAAGUUUUAGGGAGAACUUAGCCUUGGCACUGGAACACAAGUACAUUAUUGCUUUAUUCUUUUUUUGUUUUUACUUUUUUUUUUUUUUACUUUGUGUCCUAUUGUCAAAAAGAUACUGUUGCCAAUCUAUUAAAACAUUAUUUAUUUUAUUUAAAAAAUAUGAAAAACAUUUCAUCACAUAAAGUAAAUAGUAAUAACUUAAAUACUCACAUAGGUGGUGUAGAAGACCACAAAUGAACGUGUUUCGUAACUUAUGUACUUUUUCAAGAUUCAAUGGAUCCAGGAAUAUCAUAGGUAAAAUGAGGAGUGGAAAACAAAAAAUGUGGACUUAAGAAUAUAUAGGAAGAAUAGUAAGCAAUUAGGUGUUUCAAGUAUUGUUUGUAAGUUCUGUUGUUCUCAGUCCAUCAUAAGACUCUAAAGCGAAAAGAAGGAAAGGGGGGAAUGGAGCAGCCCUCCUCUUCCCUCAAAGAGAGAGAAGAAAUUCUAAUAUGAUUUGGAGUUGUGCCAAUCUGCAUACACUCAUAGAGAUGCAUUAAACCAAUGCAUAGGUCUGUUGUGUGUUCUGAUUCCAUGUAGAGAGUGGUGGGGGAUAAAAAAACAGUCAGAAAAACACAGUGCUACAAAUACACACAUAUUGUGUAUGCAUCUGUGACAGACCGCCUGGUACCCUAGCUGGGUACCUCCGCCAAGCACACUUCCUAGCUAAAACCAGGACACCCAUAGCGCUCCAGACCCCAGUAGCCGCAGCUUGACUGGGGUGUAUCCGGAGUUUCCCACCCUGUUACAGGAUCCUGUGCAAAAACUCCAAGUGAUCAAGCUCUCAUGCAGAAUGAAUAGCUGUAUAGUUGUCUCACUCAAACACUAGCUGAGACUUAGUGAAGGGUGAACAAGAACUGGUUUUAUUACAUGAACCACAGGUUUAUAUAGGAGUAUAAUAAACUAAUUGACUUCCCUUCUAUUUUACCCAUUAUACACACAGACACGCUACUAGCACAAUUAUAUUCCAUAGUACAAGAAAACUCCUAAAGCACACAUAAUACUCUAUAGGAGAUGAAAGGGGUCUCUGGAACAAUGGGAAAACAAACAGGAAAGCGGGGGAAGGAGAAUAAUUUACAAACAAAUACAUUACACACCCUAUACCUAUAAUGGGCACAGCAUGACUAAAACAUAAUAGUAAUCUGGGGACUUCACUAAAGUGUCUGUCUUCAGCCGCCAGUGCUGGUGAUUACCGCCACAUCACCAUUUAUACAUUUACACCCAAAACAUGCAUUAUGCAUAUGUCAUUUACACACCGACUUUAUUUCACACCAGCAUAUAAUAUAUGUGUAAUAUGAUUCACAUACCUAUUAUUAUACUCUUCUCAUUAUAUAUAAAUGAUUCGCAAAAACUAUUUAUACUCUUCAGAGCUGAGUUAAGGUUGCCCAGUGCCAUGGGCAGGGUGCAAGAUUAAGGCCCACUUUAAGAAGCCUUGGUUCUCUUUCUGUGAGUGGUGUGUGUUAAUUGAGUGUGACAGUGUGUGCAGUUCUAAGUGUUUCUAUGUGUGGAGGAGGGUGAGAGCUGUAUGAAAGGAGGCUUUGUGUCUUGCUUGUGUUGUGUGUAUAGUGGCUGAAGUGUGUGCCGGGUUUCAGUAAUCUGUGUAUGGUUUCCCCCCCUCCCCUCCCCUCCCCCCAACUCCCCACUUACUUUUCCUUGUGAUCCAGUGGAAAAUGAGCUGGCUCCCAGGUGGUCCAGUAGAGGAGCUCCGUCGCCUCCUCCAAUAUCAGGAACAGAGCACUUUACGAGCACCCUCGCGGUUUUGGAAUUCAAUCAAUGAAUCAGGGUGUUGGCUGCAGUGAUCCUAGUCAAUGAGAAGUACUGGAGGAUCUGAUAUUAGUACAGACCAUAACGCUCCAUCAGCUAAGUGAGGGAGCACAGGGCUGAGCAGGGAAAAUCUUUCAUUGCAUUGGGAAGCUCUGACACAGCACUGGCUAACUGUCCAUGUUAUUUGUCCAUGUUACUGUCCUGCAUAGUUAUCUGUAUGAACAGUACUUCACAGAGGAAUUGGGGGUGUAGCGGACCCCGGGUAACCCAACUGGUUAUCUCUGCGUAUUCCUCCUCUCAGCCAGACUUGAACCGUUAAACACUCAAGCAUCCAUUCCCCCAGUAACAUGACGAGACAUAUUUCUGGGAGUCAACUGAUUUAAUUUUGGCCACACACAGCUUUUAUACACUGACCACUAGUAUAGGGCUCCAACACAACAUUACAGGGUUUUUCCUCCCAAGAGCAUCUGUGCCUGAGAGAUAAUUGAGUGAGAGAACUAUAACUCAAUUAUCUCCCAGUUACAGGAAAAUAUUCACAACAUAUACAAUCCCCCAAAAGUUCCCCCAAUAUCAUCAGGAACCCCACAAAAGUUAUAUCCCCGGAUAACCCUGGUCUGAGUGUUCAACUUGGCCAAGUAUCACGCAGAUCUGUUUGGCAGAAUUUGAUUUCCACCGGGGUAAAAUUUUGAACAGCUGGACACAAGGUGAUGGCCCACAACAGUUCCAGGAAAAUAGGUACCCAGGAUGAUGUUUGUUCAGGGGAUCCUGUGCAAACCCCAUACCAGGGAUUCUCUUGAUUUCGGGGAGCGAAGGCUCCCCCUAGAGGGUAGUUCUCAUCUCCCCAAGUCUUUCGCAUAGCUGGUUGGGAAGUAGAAUGGAAAGCAUUAUAAUCUUUAUCAGGGUUCAUGUGAGUGCCUUGCCGGAAAGAGUUCCGGGCACUUGACGACCAAGUACCGCUGCCCACGUUCGGGAGACAAAAUGGCCACCAUGCUUUUGCCGAACAUGUGUAUUCGGUUAGACAUAAUGGCGGCCACCCAGGGGAAGCAUUCAUUAUUACUUCCCUUGUGGUUUCACACUUAAGUUGCUGGUGUGAAUGUUCUAAUGGGGUACAGGGGUGGUCCUCGUUCGGCAGUCGAAUUCAGAGUGCACAGCUACAAUAACUUUCGAACGUAUUAACAGAAAAAUCCAUGAAAAGAACGGUACAUUUCACUACAGGGGGUAAGAAGUCUUAUCCUGUCUCUUUCUCAUGUUACCCCACAGUCAGCACUGCAAGGUAGCAGGAAAAAAUCUGUGCAGAAGUAGACAGUCUCCAGUGUGUGUAUCAGAUCGCCUAUACCCAGAGUGGUACCUCCGCUCUAGAUUCUCCCAGGUUACGUAGUGAAGCAAUGAUUACAAUUCCUGCAUACAUAAACAUCAGCCGAGACUUGAUGACAGGUACAAAACAAGCCGGUUUAUUAUGGAAAGGUUGCCUGUUUAUAUACACAUAGCCCCAGCAUGGGUUUCAAGCAAAAACAUUGGUAAGCCCGCCAAGCUGUCUCUGUGUCUGGGAGAUAAGUGAGUUUGCUUUUGCUUAAACUAAUUUUCUCCCAGGCACUCGAGGUACAAUAUAUAACACAUAAAACACCCUAAAAUACAUACAAGAUCGAUAGGAACCCCCAUAAGUAUUAUAUCCUCAGAUAGCCUGAAUCUGAGAGCCCAAGGUGUCUAAAUAGCACACAGAACCAUGUAGAAUCGCCACCGAGGUAAAUUUUUGACCAACCGCCCACAUGGCUGCUGACCAAAAUAGUUCCAGGGGAAAAGAGGUAGCGGACGGUCAGCUUUUGGGAGUUCCUAUGCAAAUGUGAAUUAAGUUUCCCUCUGGCUCGUAGGGAGCGAAUGUUCUCCCCAUUUGGGAGAGUUUUUUCCCUGAAAAGCGUUCUCCAGGCUUGCCUGGGAAUGGAGCAGGCAAUGGUACAAUUUUCCCGGGAUUCACAAGGCAAAGUAUCCAAAAUAUAGUUCUACGCACUAGACGACCAAGUACCGCUGCCUGCGUUCAGGAGACAAAAUGGCUGCCAUUUACUAGAGCACUUGUGUUUGGUUAUAUGAGUGGCAGGCACCCAGAGAGAGCACUUGAGUUAAGUGUUUCUUUUGAAGUUAAUGAGUCAGCGAGGUGGUCAGUGUUCGGGUAAGCGAAAAUACGGAGCCAAGGGGAAUCAUAUUGUGUUCAUUUAAACUGCUAUUCAGAUUGGGGAGCUCUUCACAAUAGUUUGUUAAUACUGAGUUUAUCACAUCCAGAAUCUGCAAAUUAACUCUGCAGUGAUGAUGUUUCCCUACUCCUAAUGAGACUGACUAAAAUAUUUGCCGUUUUUCAGUAAUGCCACAGGUAGGUUUCUAAAAGUAUGGUCAGACAUAAUAAUUGUUUGAUGGGGGGGGGGGGGCUACAUUUCUCCUUUAUCUAAUUCUUUAAUUUUCUGGGUGGAGAUCUAAACCCACCUACAGGUCACUACACCCAUGAUCACAGCUUUAAAUUGUUUUUCUAUUACCACACUUUUGUCAUUUAUCAUUCAGCGAAAGAGGGCGUUCUACUCUAGGUUAAGCAGUCACGUUUCAGUAAUCAUUAUCCUAAAUAAGAUUUAUUGCACAAAGCCAUUUUUCUUUAUAGAAUUCAACAACCAAGGGACUUGACAAACAACUGGAAACAUCUUUCAACAUAUCAACAUUAACAAAUAGCCCCCCAUAUUAUUAAACUUAAAGUUCUGUCAUCCCCCCAAAAAAUCCAGAGCAUUUCAUAAAGAUAAAAUCAUUCUCAAAUGCUAAUAAACUUCUGAAAUGCUCAAAACAUAUCAUAAGACAAAUUAGGGACUACUUUGUCUUAAGGUAAAUCUUCCGCUUGACAAAUCUUGACAAAAAGCUUAGCUACUGCAAUCAAGUUUUGUCACUUUCCCCCAGCAAUUACUAGCUUUGGGAAUAAGGCAUUAUCUCUCUCAUCCCAAGGUAAUAUAUCUAUGGAUGCUCCCGUGGUCUAGCCGAAUCCUUAAUAGACAUUAGUGUUGUACUCUUGUGCAUGAGCCAAUUACAGCACUGACACGGGCUCCUGGAUGAUCAAGUGCUCGGAGCUGAAAAUGUAAAGAAGGCCGUGCCUGUAGGGGAAGCAUCAGGUACAUGUAACCCAGCUACACUGCACCCCCCAGGGACCCACACACUAAGCUGCAAUGUCACCAUUGGGAGUCUUAGCAAAUAUGAGACAGAGCUACUUUAUCAAGAGUUUUAGACUUGAGAGAAAUGAGCUUUACAUCCAUCUGAUUUUUUAUAUCAUCCUCCACAGCUCCCAAAAUGCAUAUGAUGCUAGGUCAGAUUAGCUGUUGAUAAUCUCCUUCUUCUGAUCUAAGUUUCUUAUCAUCAUUGUGUUUGUUGAUUCACUCUGUCAUCUCUAGGCACUUUUUUGAGUGGUUCAUAAAAAUAAUGUAUACAUGAAAUAUGAUAUUGACCGCAUUGGAAUUUCAAUAAAAAUAUAUCAUAACACAAACUAGAGACUAUUAGGUCUUAUGUGCAAUACCAACGUAGACAAAACAUGACAAAGAGUGAGUAGUAUGACAAGUUCUUAAUACCAGUAUCCAUUAUCUCCCUAUUACAGGACACACAGAAAACUUCCAGAAUAUGUUCGACACAACAUCGUUGACACUGACAGAACUCCCACUUGCAUUCUACUCUGGCAUGUUUGCCUAUAGUGGCUGGUACGUUGGAACAUUAAUGGGUUAUUGUAAUUUUUCUUUGACUAUGACCCCUUAUGGGGCCAAUUAGACAUUUCCUAAUUUGGUUGUUGGGAUGGCAUUUCCUAAUUUUGUUGCUGUUACUACACUGUGAUAAAAUUGGAUAUAUAUUUUUCUCAUAUUAAUCAAAGAAUCAUGAAUAAUAGUAUAAAAUGAGGGAAAACUUUCUGCAGGACCCUUCAGCACAGACAGAUUAGAUGCCCUGCAUAAUAAAGACCAAAAAAUGUUUUAAUAUUUAGCAUUACAGAUUUUUGCCUUUUGGUUAAUGGUGAAUUGCUUGUGUAGGACUUACGCAAAAUGUUUGCCUUGGCAUGGCAGGUGAGCUUACACUUAAAUGGCCAUUGGAGUGGUACUAAAAAAACUUCUGUUAAUUAAAUGCUUAUAUUUUAUAAAAUUGCAAUGUUGUAUCCUCCGUAUACUGCUUAGUAUGUAUGAUUUCCUCAAUAAACAGGUUUGGGGCAGGGGGGAAAAUACAACCACCUGUGAAUACACACAGGCUAUCUGCCAAUGAUUUUAACCAGCCCCCUGACGACAAAUCCUGCAGGGAGCAUGGUUUCAGUUUAAAAUAGAUAAAACUCACCUCUGAUUCAGUGCCAAGACAAGUUCUACCUAAGUGCUGUCCUUCUCCAAUAACAUAACUCACCCUUUCUUAAGGGGAGCAGAUGUCAGAGAAGGUGGGCUUAGGGGAGGACAUGGGUGACACAGAGGGAGGAAACUGUUUCUUUGUCUACAGAUCUUGUAUUUGGUUAUCAAGCGAAUGUUUAUAUCUUACACAUACCAUUAUAAUAUUAAUAAUUUUAUAUUUUAUCUGCAGGUUUUAUAUAAAUUUUGUAACAGAAGAAAUGAUAAAUCCAGAAAGGUAAGUCAACCCUAAUGUAAUUGUAACAGGUGCAAGUAACUUUUUAAAAGUGCCAUAAGCAAACAAAUACUGUGAUGCAUACUAGUUAUGGAAGUUUGAUGUUUCAGGAAACAGUCACCUAAAUGCUGCUUUAAUUCCUUUAAUAAUGAAAGUAUUUUUUAAGAAUAUUUAAGAUUUGUUUUCAAAACACAAGUAUUACUAGACUAUUAUGCAUCUAAACAUGCAGGAUAAAUGUAAAGGGGUUAUUGACUAAUACAAGAAUUCUGGAUGCAACAGAAAUGUCAAUUCUGGCAAGAAAAUUGCUUAUUUUAAGCCAGAAUUUAGUGAAUUAAAUAAAAAUGGAAAAAAAACACAUUAAAAUUAGAACAAAAAUGUGUUCAAUAUACAUUUGAAUUUAAAACCAAAGUACCCUUGUAUUGAGUAAUACUUAAUUUAACAACAUGUUUAAAAUAUAACUGAUAAAUGUUGAUACUACUACUGCAAGAGUGCCAGCUGACUGCACUAUGAAAAGGAACAAGUGUCUGUGCAUCCAAAUUUGCACAGAAUUGGUAUAAGCCAGCUGAGAACUCUUGAUGCUGCUCUUGGUCAAAUAACGAUAAAACCUCUUCUGUCUGCAUGCUUUAUAUAUUUGUUUGCAGCCAAAUUAUAAAGUUUCUACACUGUCUACAUUAACACGUAGAUAUACAUAAUAAUGUAACAAAUGGCUAUACAGAGUACUUGUACCAUUCAAUAAUGGGCAUUUAUACCACAGCAAAGCGUCUUUACUAUAUAAUAUCGUAUUAUAAUUCUCUCUAUGGUACAGGCUUGAGGAUUGUUUGAUCUCCUGUUAUUCAUCUGAAGGUCCCACUAUGUUCACCAACAGGUUGCUGAGGAUCUUAGAAUACAAAAGCUGUAGUUACUUAUAGGGUUCAAAGGCCAACACUUUUUUCACAAACUAAAUAUUACCACACCAGUGAUCAAGCUUUCAUCUUAUUGUCUAACAAAUCUUGAAAUCCUUCCCAUAUAGAGCAUAGAACAUGCAAAUAUUUGCAGGUUAUAUUUGUUUAAGAAAGGUUAGCGUGUGCAUGUACACACAGGGCAGAGUACUCACUCCAGUUCAGACUGGGUCAUGGAUCAGCACUCUCCAGUUGUUGUAGCAAUAACAUACAAUCUAAUUUAUUGUCAUGAUAAGGAUUAAUGAUAAGUGUGUGUUAGAAAAAAAACAUGUGCCUGUUCAGAUUUCUUUGCAGUUUUCGCCUGUAGCAUUGAUUGCUGGCUGGAGAUGCUCGAUGAUUAUUCUUAUUAUUACUGGUAUUUAUAUAGCGCCAGCAUAUUCCGUAGGGGUUUACAAUAGUAUCAAAGGGAGAGAUUUAACAAAAAUGACACAAUUACAAAAACUUACAGGAACAAAAGGUUGAAGAGGGCCCUGCUCAAAUGAGCUUACAGUCUAUGCUGAUCAACUAAUAAUGUCAAGAAUUGUGGGCAGCCAUAGACCCAUCAGACAAGCUUAUUCUGCUUCAAUAGGAUUUCUGACAUCACCUAUUGGAUUUUCAUUUGUCAGAUCCUGGACAAAUUAAAAGGCAGGCCUGCAUACUUUCUGGUCUUCUAAGGCUGUUAAUGCAUAGCGGAAGCAUUUUUCAAAUACAUGUAUCAAAAUAUUUACGGUUGAACAGGACAUGGGAUUAAGAAGGCAAAUCCCAACAAUUUCAAGAAAUAAAAUCUUAUUUCAGUGGUGGUCUUAACACCUGGCCAUCUUAAUCACCACAGAAUUUGGAUAGUUGCAUUUUUAGUAUAAUAUAUGGUUUUCUAAUACUAUGAACUUCAGGGCACAAAUAUUAUAAUCUUGAUAUUUCUUCCUGCACAUUUCUCAAUAUUCUAAAAAGUUUAUCAAAAAACAAAACAUCUAAUAACAAUCAGCACCUUUUAAUUCAUCCUCCGCUCUUCAUUAACUCAGAGGUAAAACAAGCAUUUUCAGCAGAUGCAAAGUCCAAAAAUAGAAGAAAAGGAUAACAGCUUAGAUUUAAUAUGAUUAAAUUUGUUCGGUCAUUCAGAUUUCAAUUUGGAAUUAACCUCUACGAGUGUUCAUUUGAGAAUCGCAUUAGAUGAUGGUCUUGCUAAGAUUCCAGCUAAGCAACUAUUCUUGUAGAAAUGCAUCAAGUACAAAACAAGAUUGAAUCAUGCAAACACGGUAUAGCAGUAAUCAGUACCAGAAAAUAAUGAGGAGUGAUGAGUAGUGAUGUCCCGAACGGUUCACCGCAAACGGUUCGCCGCGGACUCAUCAUUGAGUAAACUUUGACCCAGUACCUCACAGUCAGCAGACACAUUCCACCCAAUCAGCAGCAGACCCUCCCUCCUCCUGGACAGCAUCAAUUUUACAUUCAUUGUGAAGCUGCAUUCUUAGUGAGCUGUCCAGGAGGUGGGAGGGUCUGGGAGGGAGGGUCUGCUGCUGAUUGGCUGGAAUGUGUCUGCUGACUGUGAGGUACAGGGUCAAAGUUUACUCAACGAUGAGUCCGUGGCAAACCGUUCGAGGCGAACCGUUCAGGUCAUCACUAGUGAUGAGUCCAAAAGCAAGACUAAUGAAAGACACCAAUAUACAAUAACAAAAAUUACUUUUAGUGUGUAUCCCACCUCUGUGUCCCCCAAACCAAGUAUGCGACACACACCACACACAGUAGUACUUAGCUUUUAUAUAACUGAUGCAGCUUGCCAGGUGGUUUCCCACUUGACCACCCCUCUUAACAGCAAAAUGGAUAAAUAAAUAGAUUGUAGAUACAGCUGUGCAUCUAAAGUAGGGAUAAACAGACAGCACAUGGUAAAGUACGUCAAAGCAUAAAUUCAUUGUGUGCUGUAGAUGUACACUCACAAUAUGUUAUAAAGGUGUGUGCCUUGGGUGCCUCCCCUGAUUCAUGCUGGGUGAGCUAAAACCUACCUUGUCUCCUUCACACCAGCGGUACAUCCCGGGGCUCAGCAGUAAGAGGUUGCUUUAGUAAAAGAACUUGUGUUUAUUGUACAGAAAAAAAAACAAACAAAAUUAAAGAGUAAAAAUAAGUCCAACACAUUUCUUCCACCUAAGUGGACUUCUUCAGGGUCAUAAUACAGUAAAAUCAAAGUGCAAAAGUGCCAUGAAAAAAAGCAUAACAAACCUUACCCUCCCCUGUCCUUAUAUAGCGCUAACCCCCAAAGUCCACUGGUGGCCCAGUGAGUGUUUUUUCAUAUUCUUUACUUCAUUGGAUGAAAUUCCUCCACUCUAGCUGUCUUCCUGAACUCCCCCUUCCAAUUUCAGCUGUUCAUAAUAUGAAAUAUAAUUCCUUUCACUUAACACUGAUGUGUUCCACCGCCAUCUUGAAUGCGUUUCACCGAUGAUGGAUUAUUUCUGCGAUCUCUUGAUUGCACAAUUUCGGCUUGUUGCGUUCCAGCAUCACUAUGAAAUGCCUGCCACUCAGUGUAAAGAGGAAAAUGUUCUAUUAGCUACAGGGAUAUUACUAAACAGCUAUAAUGAAUAUAUAUUCAAAAGAGGAGGACAGCAUAACAUAUUUAAAAACAAUGUGUACACCUAUAUAAUCCAAAAAAUGAACAAAUAGAAUGACCUGAUGUUUUGUUAACCAGGGCCCCCAAUCACACUCAUAUGGAAACAUGAUUGAAUGUCAAGUUAUAUAAAUCAUAACCCCUCAAAGGACCACUAUAGGCACCCAGACCACUUCAGCUCAAUGAAGUGGUCUAGGUGCCAGGUCCAUCUGGGGUUAACCCUGCAACUGUAAACAUAGCAGUUUUAGAGAAACUUCUAUGUUUACAAUAGGGUUAAUCCAGCCUCUAGUGGCUGUUUCAUUGACAGCCACGAGAGGCACUUCCGCUCUUCUCACUGUGAAAAUCACAUUUAGAAGACGCCAGCAUCCAUAGGAAAGCAUUGAGAAAUGCUUUCCUAUGGACUGAUUGAAUGCACGUGCGGCUCUUGCCGCACAUGCGCAUUCGGCGCAUGGGGACCCAGACUGUGGGGGAGGACACUGAGGGUGGGGGGACCCAAAGACCCUACAGAGCCAGGAAACUUUGUUUGAGUUUGUUUUCAUGGCACUAUAGUGGUCCUUUAACGCCGUUACGGCGUUCUGUCGUCCCCAUUAUAAUGAGCUUUAAAGCUGUUGUGGUGGCUUACAACUUACAACUCUUCGGGAGGACUGCCUGACAAAGAGCAAUCACAUGGCCCCCUAUAGCUAGCUGUGGAUCUGCCAGCAGAGGUACUGUCUGGGCUGUCAGACAGUCCCCCAGUUGGUGGGUAGUGUAAAAAAAAAAUAUUGUUAAAAUAAAAUGUGUAUAUAUAUAUAUAUAUAUAUAUAUACACACACACACAUACAUAUAUAUAUAUAUGUAUAUAUAUAUACACAAGUAGAAUGGCUGCACUCACGGAUUUCCAAUAAAAAAUAACUUAUUCAGAUUCCAUAAUUAUGGAAUCUGAAUAAAAGUUAUUUUUUAUUGGAAAUCCGUGAGUGCAGCCAUUCUAUUUGCUUAUAUUGAUAUUGAAGCCCAGGCUAUGCACCCGGUUUUGGAAAUUACAGGAGCCUGUGUGCAAGGUACAGUCUGAUUUUAUAUAUAUAUAUAUAUAUAUAUAUACACACACACACACACACACACACACACAUACACACAUAUACAUUUUAUAUAUAGGUAACGUCAUAUGUAGUGUAUUUUAAUAUUAAUAUAAGUACAUAUAUUAGUAUUAAAAUACACUUAGAAGUUACACAUUACACAUACAUACAUAUAUAUAUAUAUAUAUAUACACAUAUACAUAUACAUAUACAUAUACAUAUACAUAUAUAUAUAUAAUACCAGUAGAGAGCACUCAGGAGUCUUUGAAGGUAAAUUUAAUUUGUUGUUUUAAUGAGCAAUUACAAAUUCAUACAACGUUCCAGUCAACGUUUGUUUCAGUCUGUAAAAUACUUUUUUCAAGACAAUUGUGUAUGUGAAAUGGAUACCUUAUAUACAAAAAAUGCAGUGAUCCUAUUUGGAAGUGAACAGGUGAAAUGUAACAACGGAUCAGAGUGAUGUCAUUAAUGAUGUAAACAUGUUUGAAUUACGUAAUAAAUUGAAGUUAACCCUCUGUGUAACUGGUAUGUGAAACAUACUCUCGUGUAGAUAAGUCAGAAAGUAAUAAAAGGAUAAAUAACUAUAAAAAUAAAGUAUAUACAAAUGUUUUAACCCUAGCAAAAUAUGGUCAGUGCAAUUUUGAAGCAUUAUACGAUAUGGACUACUUCCAUCAUGGAGUUACGGCAAAUAACUGUACUAUAUUAAUGCAUUCUGUAAAACAUAGCUCAAUCAUAUAUUAUCUUCUAGGUAAAAAACAAUAUAAUUACUUCUCAUUUAAACCAGAUGGUGAUAAUGUUUCCAAUGUGUAUAUCCAAAAAGCCUCACGUCUGAGUAACAGGUUAUCACGAUGAUCUCCUCUGGGUGAGAUGGGUAUGUGAUCUAUUCCCAUAAAGCGAAGUGAGGACAGGCUAUGUCCCAUCUCAAGGAAAUGCUGGGCGACUGGAGUGCUCGCAGUGCCGCUCAGUAGUGCUGAACGUAUAGUAGACCUGUGACCCCGCAUGCGUUCCCUUAGGUCAUUAGAUGUCUUGCCCACGUAAGUGAGAUCACAGGGGCAUAUAAUUCUAUACACAACAUGUGUGGUCUUGCACGUAAUCCAGUGUUUAAUUGUGUGCACCUUUCCAGAUUUUGGGUGACAGAAGAAUCUCUUAAAGAUUUAAUUUUAAGGGCAAUACAAUUUAUUUUGGAACAUAAUUUUUUUUCUUCUUUGAUGGUAAAUUUUACCAUCACGGGGAGCACCAUUGGAACCAAGUUUGCCCCCAGCUAUGCCAACAUCUUUUUGUUUGGUCUGGGCAGAGGUAUAUAGAUGUCAUUAUUAUUUGGAGGGACUCAGCCGGUUCUUUUGGAGAUUAUAUCCAAUACUGUCAGGGGCCCCAAAAUUUGCUGAUGUCAGCCCUGCCUGACUCGUUAACUUUAAAGAAAAUUAAUUCAAGUGCUCUCUCUGAGCGGCCGCCAUUCGUAUAGCCGAAAACACGUGCUUUUGUAAAUGGCGACCGUUUUGUCUCCCAAAUGCAGGCAGCAGUACUUGGUCAUCAAGUGCGUGGAACUAUAUAUACAGAAUACAUAGUUACAUAGCUGAAAAGAGACUUACGUCCAUCAAGUUCAGCCUUCCUCACAUUAGUUUUUGCUGUUGAUCCAAAAGAAGGCAAAAAACCCAGUUUGAAGAACUUCCAAUUUUGCAACAAGCUAGGAAAAAAAAUUCCUUCUUGACCACAGAAUGGCAGUCAGAUUUAUCCUUGGAUCAAGCAGUUAUUACCCUACAUUGAAAGAUUAUAUCCUUGAAUAUUCUGUUUUUGCAAGUAUGCAUCUAGUAGCUGUGUGAACAUCUGUAUGGACUCUGAUAAAACCACUUCUUCAGGCAGAGAAUUCCACAUCCUUAUUGUUCUUACAGUAAAAAAAAACCUUUCCUUUGCCUUAGAUGAAAUCUACUUUCUUCCAGUCUAAACGCAUGACCUCGUGUCCUAUGUAAAGUCCGGUUUGUGAAUAGAUUUCCACACAAUGGUUUGUAUUGGCCCCCGAAUAUAUUUGUAUAAUGUUAUCAUAUCCCCUCUCGGGCGAUGUUUUUCUAAACUGAAUAGGUUUAAAUUUGUUAACCUUUCUUCAUAGCUGAUAUGUUCCAUUCCUUUUAUUAAUUUUGUAGCCCGCCUCUGAACUUUUUCUAGUGCCAUCUUAUCCUUCUUUAGAACAGGUGCCCAAAAUUGCACAGCAUAUUCAAUAUGUGGUCUUAUCAGUGAUUUAUAAAGAGGCAAAAUGAUGAUAUUCUUGUCCCGAGAAUGAAUGCCUUUUUUCAUGCAUGACAAUACCUUACUAGUCUUGGCCACUGCUGAUUGACAUUGCACAUUGAUGCAUAGUUUGUUGUCUAUACCAAUUCCCAAGUCCUUUUCGUGUGUUGUUAUCCCUAAUUCGCUUCCAUUAAGGGUAUCCGUUGCUUAUGUAUUCUUUACGCCGAAGUGCAUAACUUUGCAUUUUUCAACAUUAAAUUUCAUCUGCUAUUUGAGUGCCCAGUCCCCCAAUCUAUCUAAAUCCCUCUGCAGAAAGUAAUAUCUUGCUCACGUUGUAUUAUUUUACAAAGUUUUGUGUCAUCUGAAAAAACACUGAAACAUGACUUUCAAUGCUGUCUUCAAGAUCAUUUAUAAACAUGUUAAAUAGAAGGGGUCCCAGAACAGACCACUGAGGGACACGACUUGCCACUUCUGUCCAGCUUGAAAAUUUACCAUUAAUGACAACUCUUUGUAUUCUGUUUUUAAGCCAAUGUUCUACCCAAGAACAAGCAUUUUCAUCUAGACCGAUUUCCUUGAGUUUGAACACUAAUCUAUUGUGUGGAACUGUAUCAAAUGUGUUGGCAAAAUCCAAAUAGAUCACAUCCACUGCAAUACACUGAUCUAUACUUCUACUUACUUCUUCGUAGAAUGCGAUCAAGUUAGUUUGACAUGACCUGUGCUUCAUAAAACCGGCUGAUUUUUGCUGAUAACCAUGUUCUUCUCAAGGAAUUCUUGAAUAUUAUCCCUUAAUUACCUUUCAAAUAUUUUCCCAGCCACAGAAGUUAAGCUCACAGGUUUAUAAUUUCCAGGCAAGGAUUUUGAACCCUUUUUGAAUAUAGGAACCACAUCUGCCUUCCUCCAAUCCUCCGGAACACUUCCUGAAAGAAAAGAAUCUUGAAAGAUUAAAAACAGAGGUCCACUUAUUUCUAAACUUAGUUCCUUAAGUACUCAUGGAUGGAUACCGUCAGGCCCUGGAGCUUUGUUUAUAUUAACUUUCUUUAGUUGCUGCAGCACCUUGUAUUGAGUUAACCAAUUACAAUUAUUCUGCAAGUUUUUAGUAGCAAUCAUUUGCACAUCUAUUGCCAUGGGUUCUUCCUUAAUAUAUACGGCGGAGAAAUAGUUAUUUAAAAUUCCUGCCUUUUCCUGGUCUUCAUUAACUAACACCCGUAUCAGUUUUUAGUGUACCUACACUUUCAUUUUUGUUUUUUUUAGAAUUUAUGUACUUAAAUGCUUUGGGGUUGGUUUUGCUCUCUUUAGUUAUCAUUUUGAAGUUUAGAUAAUCUAAUUGCAUUUUUGUACGCAUUAUUUGCCUCCUUAUAUCUUUUAUAAGAUGCUUCUGAUUUGUCCGAUUUAAAUGCUUUAAAUGCCCUUUUCUUAUUUUUAAUCUCUUGUUUUACUUCUCUACUAAGACACAUUGGUUUUAAUUUGUUUAUUUUAUAUUUAUUUCCCAAUGGUACAUACUGAGAAAUGUACCUUUCUAAUAUUUGUUGGAAGAUGAGCCAUCUAUCCUCAGUGGUUUUUUCACUAAAGAGUUUAUGCUAGUCAAUAUAUUGUAAAGCUGCCCUUAACUUACUGAAAUUGGCUUUUUUAAAAUUAUAUGUUUUAGUAUACCCCAUGUGCUUUUGUUUUUUUGCGUUUAUUUCACAGUACACUAUAUUGUGAUCACUAUUUCCCAAGUGCUCACCUACUUGACUGUUGGUCAAAAGAUCAACGUUGUUUGUUAAAACCAGGUCCAGACAAGCAUCUAUUCUAGUUGGUGCUUGUACAAGUUGUGACAUGAAGGUGUCAUUUAACAAGUUUAAAAACCUAAUUCCCUUUGCUGAACUACUAGUCCCUCUGUCCCAAUUUAUGCCUGGGUAAUUAAAAUCUCCAAUAAUUAAAGUGUUACCCAGAUUUGCAGCUUUUUUAAAAAUACUUUACCUCAAACCCUGGGAAAAUUUUACUAUUGCCUUCUCCUCUCACAGACAAGCCACUUUUUGGGGAAAAGACACUCCCAAAUGAGGGGAACAUUUACUGCCCAUGAGCCAGGGGGAGGCUCGCAUUGGAACUCCCAAAAGUUGACCGGCCACUGCCUCUUUUCUCCUGGAACUAUUUUGAGCAGCAGCCACGUGUGUGGUCAUUCAAAACUUUACCCCGGUUGCGAUUUGGCUAUACUACAUGGAUUUGAGCACUAUUUGGACAACAUGGGCACUCAUAUCUGGGGUUAAAAAUAUGCAAACAUAUCAGUUCAAACAUGGAGGCAUCUAUGUUGUUAUGUACAAGGCUGCCAUCAGAAAUUUUAGGGCCCCUGACACAGCUCAAUAUCUGGGCCCCUGGAGCAAGCCCCGAGUCCGCCCACAGGGAUGAAGUGUGUGUGUGUGUGUAUAGUGGAUGUAGAAUGUGUGUCAUGGAUGCAGUGUGUAUAGUGGAUGUAGAAUGUGUGUAGUGGAUGUGGUAUGUGUGUCAUAGAUGCAGUGUGUAUAGUGGAUGUAGAAUGUGUGUAGUGGAUGUGGUACGUGUGUCCUGGAUGCAGUGUGUAUAGUGGAUAUAGAAUGUGAGUAGUGGAUGUGGUAUGUGUGUCAUGGAUGCAGUGUGUAUUGUGGAUGCAGAUUGUACGUUUUGUGUAAUGUAUGUAAUGUUUGUAUGCAUACAUUAGAUGCAGAGUGUGUGUGUCGUGAAUGUAGGUGUAUAGUGAAUGCAGAGUGUAUGUUUGUGUAGUGGAUGUAGUGUGUGUACAGUGAAUUCAGUGUGUGUGUUUUUGUAGUGGAUGUAGUGUGUGUACAGUGAAUGCAAAGUGUGUGUUUUUGUAGUGGAUGUAGUGUAUAUAGUGCAUGUAGUGUGUUUGUAAUGAAUAUAGUGUGUUUGUAGUGAGUGCAAAGUGUGUAUAGUGCAUGUAGUGUGAUUGUGGUGAAUGCAAAAUGUGCAUAGUGAAUGUAGUGUGUUUGCAGCGAGUGCAAAGUAUGUAUAGUGAUUGUAGUGAAUGCAAAAUGUGUAUAUUGAAUGUAGUGUGAUUGUGGUGAAUGCAGAGUAUGUGUAUAGCGAAUGCAGUGUGAUUGUGGUGAAUGCAGAGUGUGUGUGUAUAUUGAAUGCAGUGUUUGUAGUGAGUGCAAAGUGUGUUUAGUAAAUGUAGUGUGUUUGGAGUGAGUGCAACGUGUGUAUAGUGAAUGUAGUGUGUGUGUGUGUAGUAAAUGUAGUGUGUGCUUAAUGAAUGUAGUGUGUAGUGGGGAGGGGACUAUUUUUUUUUUAAAUUUAUCAGUGUGUAUUUAAAUUUUAUUCCCCCCUCCUUGUUUCUUACCUUGCCAGGGAGGGGGGAGAUCGCAUUCCCUGGUGGUCCAGUGGCAUGGUGGAGGGAGCCAGCCACAGUACAUUGCAGAGGGGGGCCGAGCAGCACACUGUCUUCCUUUCACGAGACCGGCCUGCGUGCUGUACGGAGUGUUGCCAUGGGUAACCCAGACAGAGAGCAGCUGGAAAAGAGUGUGCUGCUGGGCCCCCCUCUGCAAUGUACAGGUAGCAGGGGGCCCUCAGUGCACAGAUAUAUAGCGAACAUCGCUAUAUAUAUGUGCACAUAAGGAAUGUGGGGCUCGGACUGCCAGAGUAGUGCAGGCCCCCUAGGACCGCCGGGCCCAUGACAACCGUUAUGGUUGUCAUGCCCUGAUGGUGGCCCUGGUUAUGUAUUGUACCUCGAGUGCCUGGGAGAUAAUUAGUUUUAGCAAAAGCAAACUCACUUAUCUCUCAGACACAGAGAUGCCUGGGAGGCUUGCUGUUGUAUUGAAUAGAGACCCUAUGCUGGGGUUCGUGUAUUUAAACAGGCAGCAGCGGAGGUUCCACUCUGGGUAUAGGAGCAUCAAUUCAUAUUCACUGAAGCUACUCUGGAGAGCUAUGAACACUGAGGGAAAAGGAAUCUCUGGUGGUGAUUCUUUGGUGAUCCGCCACAUUGGGGUAUUUUCUUUUCAUAUAUUUAUUUAUUGCAUUUUCAUCUUUAUAAAAUGUACACAUUUCAAUUAUUAGACAGUAAUAACAUUCAGAGGACUGUUGGAAUCAGUUUACAUAAUUCAUCUUAAAUACUUUCAGUUACAUACAUCGACAACUACAAAUACAUACAAGCAGAACGGGUCACUGGCCAACUGGGAAAUAUUAUUAGAAAUAAGGAAUGGUUAGUAACUAGAAUUUGGAAAAGUGCGGCUAGGCAAAGGAUUAUUGUAUGUUCUUAUAGAACCAUAAUCUGAGCAUAUUGUUUAAGUUGUUUUUAAAAAGCAAAAUUUCAGUUUUAAAUCAAGGAGCCCAGCUAAGGUUGGCAUCUUUUCUCAUACCAGUCAUUGUUCUCAUAACAUAUACCAUUUUCCAUGGAAUAUUGGUAUUUAAGUUGAUUUAAUAUGUAUGCCCAAAAAGGAAUCUCUUGUUUUAACCAAUAUCUAGAAAUUGCAACUUUAGCAGCCAUGGUCAGUUGAAUUAAUAACUAUCCUUUUUGAGGCACUAGACCCCACAGAUUAAAAUAAAACAUAACAACUUGAGGGUUGCUCCAAACAUCACAACCAACUAAUACCGCUCGUUCUUUUAAGAUCAUGCUCCAUAGGGUAUUUAAGAUGUAUAAUUUUUUAAUGAAAGUUUUUAAACUAUAAAAAUUAUGCUUACAUAUAUAAAAUACAAAGGGACACUCCACUGCCCAGACACAAAAUAAAGUCACUAUUUAUUAGAUAUCCCCCAAAUGAAAACAUACAUGCAUUUAAUUAUGCAUUUUUUUUAAAUUGACUGUAUAUCUAAAAACAACUUGCAGGAGGUGCAGUUCUCUUGUCUGCUGCCUUUGCAACAUUCUUCUUCUAAUCCCACCCAGACUUUCUGUGGCUGGCAAAUCACAAACUUCCCAAAUGCAAGUCUUUGCAAGGCAGGUGCUCUGAGCAAUUGCUGCUUCUUAAAUUUAGCUCCACUGAGCUAGCCAUACCAGGAAGUAAAAUGACCUGUUGUCUGCUUGAAAGUCAAUGGGGGUGUAACAAGGUUAGUUUAUAAAAGUGUAAAAUUAUAUUGAAAUCUGCACUUUUUGCAAAAUUAAAAAUAGAACACACUCUUCACACAAUGCUUUUUAGCAAGCAAAAUUGCUUUAGGGAGUCCAUUUAUUUCGCUCAAUUGAAUAGCCACUAUGGUGGGUGUGAUUGGGUGACAAAAGUUUAAUUUAUUUAUUCAGUUUAAGCAAAAAUGAAGGACUAAAUUCACAUUGCAAAUAUGAGCUUUAAUGGAGAACCAUUGAGACUAUAUCUCAUUAUACUUUUUUUCCAGAUAUACAGCCUUGCUCCCUGCUGAGGCUUGAAAUAAUAUUUGAGACUGUAUUUAAGGCCAAGGUGGGCUCUUGUCUUCUCCCUGAAUAUUAUAAUAUUCCCCACCAGGGAUCUGUCCAGCCUUUUUUUUUUUUUUAUGUUUCCCCCCACUGCCCAUUCACUUGUUUUAGACACGUAGUAUGGCAGAUGAGGGCAUAGGGAGGUGCUAAACCUACCUUAUUGUAAUGGGUGUAUUGUAAUAGUCUUUUUAUGUAUUCACUUUUUUGUAUGGUGGCUGGCUACCAAGCGCUGGCCACUUGCCACAUAAUUAAUCCUUGCUUUGCCGAGUGUUAUUUGCCAUUUACCCAAUGGCAGCACUUAUUAUUAUUGAAAAUUAAUGUUCGCUUACAUAAAAACUUUAAUAUACAUAGCACACAUAUUUAUGCCCCCAACAGCCUCAUUUACAUACACUUGGGUGAAUAGAGCACUAUAGUACUUAGAAGGGUGGGGCCAGACAAAAGCAAAUGCUGCUGGGAGAUUGAGGAAGGAAAGGACAGCUAGUUUAAAGUGGUCUGGAAGUGUCCUUCGCACAAUAGCCCAGCUGGGGAAACCAUAGAACAAAAAAAAGGGGGGAGGGGGAAAGGCACAGACAAUCAAUACAUUCAACAUACCCUGCUCCGAUACUGGGCACAGGGCAGGCCCGGACUGGCCAUCGGGCACACCGGGCAAAUGCCCGGUGGGCCGCGAUGGCCGUGGCCGUGGGGCCGAGCCGGCAGGGGAUCUCCCCGGCCGGCCCCUGCAGGGCCAGCGCUACCCGAGCGCCGGCCCUGCUAUGUGCCUCCGUGGGCCGGUGGGGAGAUCACAGAUCUCCCUCACCGGCCCAGAGGCAUGGAAAUGCGGCCGCAGGCUGGGUGGGGGAGGGAGGGAGGAGAGAGGACCCGGCGGUGCUCUAACAAGCAGCUCCGCCGGUUCCUCUCGCGGGAUUCUGAGCGUUGCCAUGGCAACGCUCAGAUCUCGCGAGAGUGAACUCUAGCCUGCAGGUUAGAGUUCACUCUCACCACUGGGCCACCAGGGAAGGAUGGCAGAACGGAUCUCCUCCCCCCCCCUCCCAGGAUAAAGGUAAGAAGGGAGGGGGGGAAAUAAUAAUAAUUAUUUUUUUUAUUUUUUAUUAGUAAAAAAAAAUAUUUAAAUUUAAAUAAAAAAAUACAUUCACUCACACACACAGCACCCAGACACAGCACCCCCCCAGACACAGCACCCCCCCAGACACAGCCCCCCAGACACAAAGCACCCCCAGACACAGCCCCCCAGCACACAAAGCACCCCCCAGACACAGCACACCCAGACACACAGCACCCCACAGACACACACAGCACCCCCCACACACACACACACACACAGCACACUCCCACACAUAUACAGCACACACAUAUAUAUAUAUAUAUAAAAUAACCCUCAGUGAGUUAACAGACAAAGAAAAUUAGAAACCUAGAAUGUGACAGCAGAUAAAAACACCCUCACACACUACGCCCCUCACACAUACAAUAAGUCCAAAUAUAUAUAUAUAUAUAUAUAUAUAUACAUAUACAUACAUAUAUACACAUAUACACAUAUAUACAUAUAUACAUACACACAUACACACAUACACACACACUACAGCACCCCUCACACUGCACCACUACACACAUUACGCUCCAGAUACACACUAGAUCACUUACUCUAUAUGCACUCUUUAUCCUCUAUACACACACACACACACACACACACACUGGGUCCUUUACACAGUAGAUCUCCUACACACACACACUACAUUCCUUGUCAGCAAACACAUACAACAUUCUCUAAACACACCCUCUCUGCAACCCCUACACACACUAUGUCACCUAUACACACACACACUUCAGCCCGUAUGCACACACUCGCUGCAUCCCCUAUAAAACUAUGCCCCCUAUACACACACUCUCUACAGCCCCUAGCCACACAUAUUACACCACAAACACAAAUUAAAUUGACCUAUUUACACAAUACCACACCACACUCUACACACACGCAAUCCCACAAGCAGGCUCCAAACAUAUGCACCAUGCACUUUCCUGGCCCAUUUGUCCUCUGGUAUCCCACUUGUGGAGACACCAGAGACAAUUUAAAAGCAAACACAGCGCAAGCAUGUUAUUAAAUUUGCUUGAGCUGUGCAGAAUAAAUUCAGGGCCUUUUUCUAAUGCCAGAGCUCUUCAGCAGGGCUCUGGGCAUUGAACCAACAUGCUCACUUUGAGAGGGGGCGUGUUGUCAUUAGUGAUGACAAAACACACACUCUCUGGCACCGCCCCCUUCUUAGGGGGCCGCUCUGAUUGAAAAAUGCCCGGGCCUAAUUUUUUUCCCAGUCCGGCCCUGGCACAGGGUGACCAAAACACAAGAGGAAUCUGGAGACCCACACGUAGUAUGUCUUCCAUCCCCAGUGAUGGUGACUACCGUCAUAUUGGCCUCUAGCACAGUUCAUGCCGAAAAGAGUUCUAUAGCUAAUGUGGCUUUGACCGGUCAAAUAUCUGGAGCUUGUGUGGACUGAAAAGGGGGUGCUCCCCCUAGCUUUCAGGGACUGAUUGUUCUUCGUAGUCUCUUGUACCUCCUCCCCAAUUAGCUCUCUCCUGGCUGGUCAGGAAGUGGGGGAAAACUGAGAUGGAGGUUGGCCAGGCAAAAUGAUUAGGCGUGGCCAGACCGGAGUUCAAGAGAAUUGUGGAUAGGUCUCACUACUGGGGAGAGGCGCUCUCAGGUGUUUAGCAUGGACACAUAUGUGAUGAAAGCCAGGGGUAGUGAAAAAGUAUUUUGUAGGAAAAUAUGGGGAAUAGAAACAUGAUUUGCCACGUGUGCAUCUUGUUGGAUGCAUUCAGACCCCAUUCAGUUUAAAAUUGGUGCUUGGUGAAUCUUCCAGAUCCUAUACUUUGUAUAAUAGUCACAUGCGUGAGCAUCAAUUUUAACCCUGAUUCCAAAGGCAUCCAGGAGUUUGUUGCAGAUUUGCUCAGGUUGAUCAAAUUCUGAACAUACUUGGUUUUAGUAAAUAUUAGAAUUGCCAUUAAGGUUGGAAUAUGGUCAUUAUUAAUGGAGUUUGUUGUUCACAUUAGCUAAAGUAUAACAUUUUUGGGAUUUCAUAUUUUAUGAAAAUAAAAUGUGAAAUUCACACAAGUGAAUUCUGCUAUGCUUUGGUCAAUAUGUAAUAAAUUCAGCCAAAGGUUAGGUUGAUCGCUACCCACUAUUGUUCAUUCUUGGAUGUGAUGUUAUGGAUUCUGUAAAAUUCUAUUUAGAACUGCAGCUAAAUUAAUUUGUUAAAACGGGCUUAUUCAUGAAACAUUGGUUUAUCAUUAAAAACAAAUAGAAAAAUUAAGAAUAAAAAAAGUCCCAGUUACAACAAUUAUUGCAGAGUUAAAUAUAUUGUGACAUCUUUUUAACUUGCAGUACUUAGAAGACUAUAAGAUGGAAAAAAAAAUGCAAUGCCACCUAUUCAUGUGUAUAUAGUCAAAUCUGGUUAAGAAUUGUGCAUAUGAUUCUGUAUGACUAAACUUUUAUUUAAGUUUAUUCUACUUAAAACUAAAUUGUUUUUUUUUUUUAAAGUAUGCAGCACAUUUUUGGUUACUACAAAUUAAAUUGAGCUGAACUAGAAAUUGAAAUGUACUAGAAAUAAAUGAAGAAAGUGAUAGAGAAACAUAACAUUUUCUAAACUGUUUUAGGAACAGUUAUAAAGGAUGUGUAUUCUUUUUCUUUUUUCUAGGAAUAUCCCGAUAACAGUAAUAGUUUCUCUGAUUCUUAUCACCAUAUGUUACCUUCUUGCAAAUGUCUCCUAUUACACCAUCCUGACUGCAGAUGAAAUUUUGGCCUCUGAAGCUGUAGCCGUAGUGAGUAUUAAAGGUUAAGUUAAUCAUUCAAAGAGCCAUUCAGCUGAAAUAUAAUGUUCAUUACAGACAUUUGUAAACAAGAAAACAAAAGCUUGAUGGGAUUUUACUGGUUGGAGGUAAUUCUUUUUUAAGAGGCAAUUGUCCAGCUUCUUAACCAAAACAAAAUUUAGAAUAUGCGCAAUAUGUUUUUUUUUAGAAUAAUUAUGGGAUCUGGGAUUCACGGAUAUAUAUUAUGCUUAACUAUUUAAAAAAAAAAAAAAAAUAUAUAUAUAUAUAAAAAAAUAUAGAGAAACCAUAAAUCUAGGCUAUGAUCCAAUUGACUACCAACACUUGCUUAAUUUGAUAUCCCUACUUGACAAACAAGAUACCCCUGAACCAAGAACUGAUUUAAAAGUUAAAAGUUAAAAGUACAUUCAUCACUUCCCUGAGUGAAUUUUCCCACAAAUUAGUAUGCAAAGAAAUGGCCACUAUGUACUGCCUCCCAAAAAAUUAAUAAAAAAAAAAAAAAAAAACUUAUAUAACAUCCCUGGACAUCCGAUCCUCUCGGGAAAAGGGUCAUUAAUGGAAAAUUGCAGCACUUUUGUGGACAAAAUCUUACAUCCCCUCAUAGUAAAAACACCCUUGUUUAUACAGGACACUGGAUCAGCUAUUGAGAAACUCACAGAUAACUUGCACAUCCAUUUCCCACCUAGCAAGUCUGGACAUAGUGUCCCUGUAUUCCAAUAUUCCCCACGAGGUGGGCUUUAAAGCUUGUAAUGCCUUAAUAAUGUAAUCUAAACUAUACAGUACUGAAUUGAGUACUUUCAUCAUUAAGUUGUUGACCUUCAUUCUCAAACACAACUAUAUUACAUGGUUAACAGGAAUAUCGAUCUACAAAUCCAUGGAACUUCCAUGAGCAUAUGCUGUGCUCAGACUUAGGCCAAUCUGUACCUGGCAUGGUGGAAACAACGCUCAAUUCAUCAUCAACCAAUAUUUGAGACGAACAUCAAAACUUGGUAUCGUUACGCAGAUGAUGUCAUCUGCUUGUGGGAAGGCAUGGGUAACCUCCCUAAACCAGAACAAAAUUAGUGUACAAUUAACAAUGUUUUGGGGGGCUAAAUCUAUAGAAUUCUUAGAUUUUACAGUACACAUUAAUUCAGAAUUUAAACUCAUAACCAAACUAUACAGAAAACCCACAGCAACCUACAGUUUCUUGAACUGGCACAGCCAUCACCCAGAACCACUCAAGACAGGCAUUCUCUAUGGGCAAUAUUUAAGAGCCCAUAGGAACAGCACUAACGAUGAUGACUUUAUCAUGGAAGCAAAUAUCCUCAAGUCCUUCGUCCUACAGAAGGGCUAUCCAAAGAGGCUUUUGAAAUGGGCCUUUAAUCAUGCUAAAAAUGUGGACAAUUACCAUCUCUCAACCCCUGUGAUAGGGGCCAAAUCAAACUGUGAGAAGAAUCACAAGAUGUAA
Messenger RNA from Pelobates cultripes (western spadefoot toad), 30533 nucleotides. NCBI's taxonomy places the organism in Eukaryota, Metazoa, Chordata, Amphibia, Anura, Pelobatidae. The record is from the annotation of a GenBank genome assembly.